AUGGGAAGUUCCGGGGUCCGUCGGCUGUGGGGCUACCCUCGAUCCUUAUUUUCUCGGCAACACUAUUACGGAGUCGCGGACGACCACCAAGAGAGCCAGACCGAGCUCGGCGAAAUCCGUGAUCAACCAUCCGCAUUUUUAUCUUCGUUGUCCUCGUUUUCGACAAUCCCACAAAACAGCCACUCAUCGAUCGCAAAACCCGCUCCGGUUGCCGAGAACGAUACCCUAGAACUACGUGUGAGCGAGGAAGAAACGACAGGAGCAACGAGAGCGGAGAUCGUUGACCCGAUACCACGCACGAGGAAGACAGCAUGGAUUGAUGGUGUACACCACUGCGCCAGGGCUGGGGCAUUUAUACUCUUCCUGAACUUGAUCCUUGUCUCCAUUGCUGCUGGGCUGGCCAGUAGACACCCAGAGAGUGGUAGCUUCUCGACCGCAGUGUUUUAUCAAGGGAGUUGCGGUUUGAUAAAACGAUGGAAUAUUAUUCUGCAUUUGAUUAUCAACGUUCUUAGCACGUGCAUUCUUGCGGCAAGCAACUACUGCAUGCAGACGCUUGUCGCCCCGACCCGGGAGGAGGUCGACACGUAUCAUGCCCAAGGGAAGUGGCUUGAUAUCGGGACUGCGAGUGUCAAGAACCUCUCCGCGAUCGGGCGCGAUCGACUAGCCUUGUGGGUGAUAUUGAUGCUUACGGCAACGCCCUUCCAUUUAAUGUACAACUCCAUAGUAUUUGAAUCUUUAUCGACAAAUUCAUUUGUCGUAGUGGUUGGACCUAAUGAUUUGGAUUCAUCAAAUAUCUGGAAUCUUACGACCCCGACAUUGGAUAAAUGCUUCUCGCAUCCUCAACCUAUACAGUUGAGCUGGCAUGACUUCGCCUCAGAGAUCGCCCGCGGGAAUUAUGAGCGAAUCUCUAAUGAGCAAUGUAUCGAGACUUCCAAAAUGACUCAUACGGGAAUUAGGGGGAUCGUCGCGCUUGCAGACAACUUGGCCGUCAGCGAUGGGGGGGACACAUCCAUUCUUCUGACAGGAAUCGCCAUUCUCGACAUUGAAAUCAAUCCCUAUCAAAUGAAUCCCUACUUGUACGACGGCAGCCCCCUGCCGGCCGCCCAAUUCUUCAACCAAACUGCUAGCCUGGGUUCUGACAUCACCUGCCAGUCUCAUACGGUGUUCUAUGGGUUGACAACUCCUGGCGUGAAGCGGUAUAGUAUUUCAGGAUGCCUGGCGAUCAAGGCUCCGGAGCACUGCCAAUUGCUCUACAGCCCACCGAUUUGCAUUAUUAUCAUGUUGACUGGUUGUGCAAAAGUAGCGGCAAUGUUUCUCGCGGCGAGAAUUGGUCGUAGUCGUUCGCCGCCCCUUUUGACGCUUGGUGAUGCAGUGGCAUCAUUCUUAACCAGACCUGAUCCCACCACGAAGGGCUUGUGCUGGCUCACAGCCGCCGAUACUCAUAACGACCACUGGAAGUAUGCUAGUCGAUCGGGUGGUUUUACAGAAAUCCCGCAAAAUAGCCCAGACGAGUCUAUCACCUACAAACGUCUCUCAAAGCCGAAAUUCUGGAUGAGAGCAGCAAGCGGCUGGCGUUGGACGGCAACUCUUUUCAUGUGCCUUUCGUGCAUAAUAGUAGGAAUAGUCCUCUUCAAUAUGGCUCUUACCGAUAAGCCCCGCGAAAUCUCUAGCUGGAUUUCUGCAGACGAUAUCCAACAAUGGUUCAGCUCUGAUGUCGAUGUUGGUAGUUACAGUAUCAUUGGAGGAAGAAUCGAGUGGAGUAUGCUGAGCGCUGUGGUGGUCGCCAACAUCCCACAACUAGUCAUCACCAUCAGCUAUUACUGCUACAAUGCCGUGUUGACAAGCAUUCUGGCCGCCGCCGAAUACAGCUCAUAUGGAGUCAAACGAAAAGCACUUCGUGUCACCUGGCCCAUCAAGGACAGUCAGCAGCGGUCGACUUACUGGUUGAGCGUUCCAUAUCGAUAUGUGGUGCCUAUUUUGGGGCUUCAUAUGAUUCUACACUGGCUCAUCUCGCAGAGCAUCUUUUAUCUAGUGUUGAUCCCAUACCUACCGGACGACCAACCGAAUCCUGAAAAUAUGAUGAGCUCGCUCGGCUACUCAUCCACGCCGAUCUUUCUGUCCAUUCUGGUUGGAGCCAUCAUGGUGCUUACAUUGUUCGUGCUGGCGUUCCGCAAAUUCAAGUCCGCGAUGCCCCUGGCGGCGUCUUCUAGUGCUGCUAUUAGUGCUGCGUGUCAUCCGCCCAAGGAUGAGGACUUGGACACGGCAGCUUUGGGUUUGUUAAAGUGGGGGCAGACGAUCUCACCACCAGCUUGGAUGAUGGAAAGAGUUCACAGUAUUGACGACCAGCAUGGACACUGUAGCUUCACGUCGUUGGAUACAGUGAGCCCCAGUUUGACGAAAAUGUAUGCAUAG
Molecule: messenger RNA, 2412 nt
Organism: Penicillium verrucosum
Lineage: Eukaryota; Fungi; Ascomycota; Eurotiomycetes; Eurotiales; Aspergillaceae
Exons: 3
Coding region: 1-2412 (803 amino acids)
Source: RefSeq, a predicted model, not a curated record